This is a messenger RNA of Trichophyton benhamiae CBS 112371, 3828 nucleotides long. RefSeq lists its product as uncharacterized. Gene Ontology annotation, biological process: telomere maintenance via recombination; double-strand break repair; telomere maintenance via telomerase. NCBI's taxonomy places the organism in Eukaryota, Fungi, Ascomycota, Eurotiomycetes, Onygenales, Arthrodermataceae. The record is from RefSeq and is a predicted model, not a curated record. The transcript is spliced from 4 exons. Gene Ontology annotation, cellular component: nucleus; condensed nuclear chromosome; Mre11 complex. Gene Ontology annotation, molecular function: ATP hydrolysis activity; single-stranded telomeric DNA binding; G-quadruplex DNA binding. The coding region runs from base 1 to 3828 and encodes 1275 amino acids.
AUGCCUCAACUAUGUGGCGAAAAGGAAGUCUUUGCCCAGGUUAAGCUGGCUUUCAAGGCCACCUCGGCUGCCAAAAUGGUAGUCACAAGAAGCCUUCAGCUCACUGUCAAGAAGUUGACCAGACAGCAAAAAACUCUAGAAGGUCAACUCCUGAUGAUUAAAGAGGGUGAAAGAACAGCAAUUUCGUCUCGUGUAGCCGAGUUGGAUCAAAUAAUGCCCCAGUACUUAGGCGUUUCUAAAGCAGUGCUUGACUCUGUCAUAUUUUGCCAUCAAGAUGAGAGCUUAUGGCCGAUGAGUGAACCAUCUGUGUUAAAAAAGAAAUUUGACGAGAUAUUUGAGGCCUUGAAAUAUACCAAGGCCAUUGACAAUAUCAAAGCAUUGCGAAAGAAACAGAACGAGGAACUUGCAAAGUACAAAAUUAUGGAAAACCAUGCUAGAGAUGACAAAGAUAAAGCAGAUCGUGCUGAGAAACGAUCUCUCAAACUCCAAGAAGAAAUCGAAGCUCUUAGAGCAGAGAGCCAUGAACUCUCGAAAGAGAUGAGACGUGUGGCUGAUCUUGCGGAUAAAGCAUGGAAAGAGUCUGAAAGCUAUGCCGAGAUUUUAGGUGCAUUGGAAGGCAAACGUAUUGAAGCCAAGAGUAUUCAGACCAGCAUCAAUAAUCUAAAGCAACAUCUUGUCGAGGUUGAUGAAUCCGACGAAUGGCUUCGGUCAACGUUGGAACAAUUUGAGUCACGACAAGCAGAAUACCAAAACCAGGAGGAGUCUCUAAAGGAGAAAUAUAUGGAUCUGAAAGAACUCAUUGAACAAAACCGCCAUAAGCUGGGCUUAAAACAAACCGAAUGCGGGAAGAAUGAAAAUGAUAAAGCUCAGUUUGAUAGACAGGUGGAGAGGCGAGUAAGGCUAAUCAAGGAUAUAGCCCGACAAAACAACUUUCGUGGCUUUGACGGUGAUUUAGAUGAAAUGGAGAUUAACGACUUCAUGGACCGAAUUCAAAAAUUAACCAAAGAACGAAACCAGGCCCUGGAGAAAGCUAAACGAGAAGCCCAAAACCAGCUGAAAGAUGCGCAGACGCUCCUCAAUCAGCUCAGUCAACGAAAAUCGGCACUUCAAGAGGUGAAAAAUGCUGCAAAGAAACAAAUAUCCAUGAAUGAUAAAGAGGCAGAUACCAUUCAAUGCCGUAUUGAUGAGAUGGAUGUUGAUGAAGGAAAACGUGCUGUAAUUGAGGCAAGAAUGGAGGAGACUGAGAACUAUCUGGAAAAGGAAAAGGAUAAGGCAAAGAAUGCCUCUUGGGAGAGUGACAUUCAAAAGAAUGAUAUUGAGCUCCGAUUGCUAGAAGAACAAUCCUCCAAGCUAAACGCUGAGUUAAUCCAAGGAACCAAAAAAGCUGGUGACCUGGCCCGACUAGAUCACCUCAAAAAAGAAUUGAAAGAUCGACAACGCAGCCUUGAGACCAUGUCCAGUGCCCACGGAGACCGGAUUUCUAAAUUAGUUGAUUCAUCCUGGAGUCCAAGUAAUAUUGAACAAAGAUACCAGGAUGUACUCAAAGAGGCCUCUACCUUAGUUACUGCUGCAGAACGAGAACGUGACGGCACCGGUAAAGAACUUGAACUCAUUGACUUCAAACUCAAGAAUGUGCGGAAAAAUCUCCAGCAACACAGCGCAGACGUUGAGAAUGCAGCGAAGAAGAUAAAUGAAACAAUUGGAGAUGAGCCUGAAGAAUACCCACAUACCGUUAAACAGAAGCAGACCGAGCUUGAUAUGGCUAGGAAAGAUGCCGAUCAGUAUGCUGGUUUGGGCGAAUACCUAAACAUGUGUUUAGAUGCUGCAAACGACAAGAAAGUAUGUCGAACAUGUGCUCGCCCUUUUAAGACAGAGUCGGAACUACAGAUAUUUAAAAACAAACUGAAAGCCUUAAUAAAGAAAGCCACGGAUGAGGACGUGGUUGCUGAAAUUGAAGCACGAGAAGCAGAGCUUGAAAAUGUUCGAGGGGUGGGAACUUUCUAUGAGACAUGGAUCCGACUGACUGGAACCGAUAUACCUGCUCUUAAGAAAGAACAAUCCGGUCUAGAGACUGAACGUGAAGGGGUCCUUGCAAAAUUGGAAGAACGUGAUAGAAUUGUGGACCAGAGGGUGGAAUCUAAAAGAGACAUCGAGUCUUUAUCGAAGAAUGUUGCAACCAUCUCGAGAUACAACAAUGAAAUUUUGACACUCCAAACUCAGAUCCAAGAUCUUUCUGCAAAGCAAGACGAGACUGGAACCUCUCGGACUUUGGAAGACAUUCAAGAUGAAAUUGCUACCCUCGGUGAAAAAGCUCGCAGUCUCAAGCGGAUUUCCAGUAAACUGACUCAUGAAUUGAAUCAAUCUCGAGUGGACGUUGGGAAAUUGGAAUUGAAACUUCGUGAUCUACGCAGAGAGCUUGAUAACGUCAAUUUCGAGCUUGAAAAGAAAGCCACUCUUGUAUCUCGGGUGGAGGAAUACCGAAAUCAAAACUCGAAGCAGCGAGAAAUUAUUGAAAAUGCUGACAAUGAUAUCGAGGGUCUCGUUCCUGAAGUUUCCAAAGCCCAAGCAAGGUAUGAAGAUAUCAGUGCCCGGGGUGAGCAAAGAGAAAAGGAACUGCAACAAGAGGUUUCUGGACUAAAUGAUAGUCUGCAUCAGCUGGACCUUGCCAGUGAAGAUAUCACAAAUUAUAUUGAAAGAGGGGGCCCCGCUCAGCUAGAACGUAGCAAGCGUGAGCUGCAGAACAUAUUAGACGAGAUCAAAACUUUAGAAGCCGAGCAGACGGAUCUCACACGUGAACUCAACAAUAUCUCUACCCGCCUAAAGGAUAGUGAGAGUACUAAACGCCAAUACUCGGAUAAUCUUCGAUAUCGUCAGGAAUCUAAGGCUCUUAUCAAUGUGAACCGCGAGAUAGCAGAUCUCGAGUCCCAAAAUGCGGAGGUGGAUCGGAGUAGAUUCAAGGAAGAAUCUGAACGAAACACUAGGGAACACAACGCCCUUGCAGCGAAGCAGGCGAGCAAAAUGGGUGAAAUGAAAUCAAAGGAUGAUCAAUUGAUGCAGCUUCUUGCAGACUGGAAUACGGACUACAAGGACGCUGGAGCUAAAUUCAAGGAAGCUCACAUAAAGGUUGAAACCACCAAAGCUGCAGUGGAGGAUCUUGGAAGAUACGGGGGAGCUCUAGACAAGGCCAUAAUGAAAUAUCAUGGCCUUAAGAUGGAAGAAAUUAAUCGUAUCAUCGGGGAGCUAUGGCAAAAGACUUACAGGGGAACGGAUGUUGAUACCAUCUUGAUCCGGUCUGAUAAUGAAAGUGCAAGAGGGAACAGAUCCUACAACUACCGUGUUUGUAUGGUCAAACAGGAUGCUGAGAUGGACAUGAGAGGGCGUUGCAGUGCUGGUCAGAAGGUUCUGGCUAGUAUUAUUAUUCGACUAGCAUUGGCUGAAUGUUUUGGUGUUAAUUGCGGCCUGAUUGCGCUUGACGAACCAACUACCAACCUUGAUCGUGAUAAUAUCCGCUCUCUUGCUGAGUCCUUGCACGAAAUUAUCAGAGCCCGUCAGCAGCAGGCAAACUUCCAGUUAAUCGUCAUCACUCACGAUGAGGAGUUUCUUCGAAGCAUGCAGUGCGGUGAUUUCUGUGAUUACUAUUACAGGGUAUCACGAAAUGAGCGCCAGAAAUCUAUCAUUGAGAGACAAUCUAUUGCAGAGUCAAUCUUGGCCUUCGCCUUGUCUAAAAUUGGUCGAAAGCGUAAUCUUCAUACCUACAAUGCUGGCCUACUGGGUGCUGCCGACAAACGUAAAAAAGAAAAAGUGCAUUUUGAUAGCUAUGUGAAAUAA